Messenger RNA from Ceratotherium simum simum (southern white rhinoceros), 3465 nucleotides. It is a transcript of the gene CXHXorf38, whose product is annotated as chromosome X CXorf38 homolog. The record is from RefSeq and is a predicted model, not a curated record. Lineage: Eukaryota; Metazoa; Chordata; Mammalia; Perissodactyla; Rhinocerotidae.
CCCUCGCCCUGUAGUCUCCGGGGCCGGAGCGGGACAUGGUGCUGUCAGAGCUGGCCGCGCGCCUCAACUGCGCCGAGUACAAGAACUGGGUGAAGGCGGGCUACUGCCUGCUGCUGCUGCGCGGCUGUCUGCAGGGCUUCGUCGGCCGCGAGGUGCUCGCCUUCCACCGCAGCCUGCUCGCCGCUGCCCCCGGCCUGGGCCCGCACGCCACCUGCCGCAGCGGCUCGCGGUGCACCCCGCGCGCCCGCCAGUUUCAGCCUCAGUGUCAGGUGUGCGCGGAGUGGAAACGGGAGAUUUUGAAACAUCAUACCAGCAGAAAUGGAGACGUCCACUGGGGAAACUGCCGGCCGGGCCGCUGGCCCGUCGACGCCUGGGAAGUGGCCAAGGCCUUCAUGCCCCGAGGACUGGCAGACAAAACAGGCCCCGAGGAAUGUGAUGCAGUUGCUCUUUUAAGUCUCAUCAACUCCUGUGAUCACUUCAUGGUUGAUCGGAAGAAAGUCACAGAGGUGAUUAAGUGUCGUAAUGAGAUCAUGCACUCUUCAGAGAUGAAAGUGUCUUCUAUGUGGCUUCGAGGUUUUCAGAUUAAGAUCCAAAAUUUCCUGAGUGAGUUCAAGAAUAUCCCAGAGAUUGUGGCCGUAUACUCCAGAAUAGAACAGCUGUUGACAUCUGACUGGGCUGUUCACAUCCCCGAGGAAGAUGAGCGAGAUGGGUGUAACUAUGAAACACGAGUUUACCUGAGUGAGAGCCAAGUGAAUGAAAUAGAAAUGGAAUUACUAAAGGAAAAACUGCGAGAGAUAUAUCUUCAAGCAAAAGAACAAGAGAUGUUGCCUGAAGAGAUCUUGAAUCAACUGCAAGUGGUGAAAGCAUUUCUGAGAGACAACAAGGAUCUUAGAAAUGGUCUUACAGAAGAUGUGCAGAAGCUAGACAGCCUCCAUCUACAGCAUCAAAAACCGGAUUCAAAGGAACCUGGGGCACAGACACCCGAAGGGAAGGCCUGAGGUUGCCCUUUGACAAACAUCAGGCAUGUUCUAUGGAAGUCAGUAUGGCAUCCAUCUCAGCCAUCCUUUUCUGUACAAGGGGAAAAACUUACAAGAGUACUCCACCCAAACAAAAAGGAAUUUUUGUUCUCUUUUCCUGGACUUUCCUUUGACUCUUUGGGAGUAUUUUUUUUUUUUAUAUUCGUAAGCUUGAUGUUGUUUGACCUAUACCAACCAAAAAAUAUUAGAUACUCUUGUGCCAAAACUUGCUAUUAUCCAGGGGUUUUUCUUUUUUUUGUUCUUUGGGUGUUUUUUUUUUUUUUUUUGCUAUUUAAAAGAUGAGAUUCUUUUCUGGUCCUAAACUCUAGUUGCUUAACACAGUAAAGGCUGUGUUCGGCCAGGCCUGUGUGAAGGGUCACACACAAUUUUCUGCCCACUGACACACAAGUCCUGCCUCUGCUCCCCCUUCCUGAAAGUCUCAUUCAUGAGAUGCCCAAGGGGUGGGCUGUGAUAUAAAUGUUGAGAUAUAAAUCCUUCCUUUUUGGAAGAAGGCAAGAAAAAAAAUUGCCUGACAGGCCAUUUUCUAGCCAUUUCCAGUUAGUACAGAAGUGUUACUACCUGGUGUUUCUGGUAGCCUGAGGCAGCAGGGCAAGGAGAUGGGCUCAGGCUGGUCUGUGGGGGCUGGCGAACACAGUGACUUGACUGACCAAAGCAGGGGGAGGGCCCAGGCCAGCAUCACAAACAGGGAUGUUGGGGAAAGCUCCGCAGUGGCUGGCUUGUGUAUGGCACCCUUAGGAAAAGCAAACUCCCACAGCAGUCACAGCUCUUUCUGUUCAGUAAUAUCCCGAGUGCUGAGCGCAGGGCGUGUCCUCAUAAGCUCGAUGAAUAUUUGUUGACUGAAGGUCAACUGAUAGCUGAGGAGUAUUCAGAGACGUAAAUGUUAUACUAUUAACUAAGCGUGGUCGUUUGUUAUGACAUUUAGGAAGGAAAUUCCAACAUUCUUAUGGAAAUUGAGACAUCAUUUUCUUUCAACAAAUACAUAAAUUCAUUCAUGCUUCCUCUAUUCCUUUUACCCAAAAAGUCAUCCACUUCUGACUGUCCUAUUUGUUUCCUGAACUGUGAAACCGCUGUCCUGUUGUAUACAGUGGUCUGUGGGAUCAGCCUCACCACCACCUUCCCCUACAUCUCAUUUCCAGAGCCCCCAGUACUUAACUGGGCCAUGUCGCCUAUGGACCUUCAGGGACAGAAUUGCCAUAUUCCUCACUGCCCAGAGGAAGUACUUCCAUUCCGAGCCCAAGUGAAGCCUUGCUCCUUGGCUUACCCAGCUGCCCGUCAAGGAUGUGAUCGGUAGAGAAUGGGUGGAGGGUAGGGUAUAUUUGGUAUAUCUUUGGAUUAAAAUGCAUUUAAUGUAAUUCUGUAAAACCUGGGUGAAUGGAAAUGUGCCUGUAACUUCCUGCUUUAACCUUUCCCAUUACUAUUUGGUCUUUAAUCUUACAUUUUCUUUCUCCCUUUAUCUCACGCAGUUCCUUUAGAAGACUUCAAUAGUAAAGUAAGAAUUUUCAUUCAUCUUGCAACCCCCCCCAAACUAAGAAACUUAAUGAAAUAUUUCCCAGCUGCUAGAUAUAAGAUACAAAACUUGAGACCAAAUUAAAUCUUGUUUCACUAACCACUUUAAGACCUGAUUUCUAACUUUAGGAACUUGGGGUUAUGAACACUUUGAUUUCAUACCUCUCGUAUCUAGUUAGUUUUUCCUUACGUAUCCAACAAACAUUUUUCAACUGUCAACCAUGUGCCGGGCACUGCAGUGGAUGCAAAUGUGAGGAUUUGUGAGGUACAGACAAUGGUAUAUGAGCUGUCAUUUUACUGGAUUUAUUGUCUGCUCUGAUAGAGAGAUUGUUCAGAAAACAUUAUACUGUCAACAUUUAAUUACAUUGAAAUUGAAAUGAAGAAAGGAAGACAUGCCCAGAGCGGGCUUUAAAAGCAAAUGUAGCAUGUACAGGGCCAUCAACCUGUGGGCCUCUUCUGCAGAUCUGUGCACGUGGGUGCAGGGCAUGCUCAAAAGGGUGUUCACAGCAGCGUUGGCGGCCAGCCAUUAAGAGAGGGCUGGUUAUACAAAUCACAGCAUGUCCAUGCUACAGAGUAUUAUGCAAGUGUUAAAAAGAAUGAGGUAAUGCUGCAAUGCAGUAAUAUGAGUGGUCUCUAAGACAUAUUAAAUAGAAAAGCAGAAUGUUUAACAAUGCAUAGCAUGCUGUGAAACUAUUUGUAUUUUCAAAUACUAGAGGUCUGGAAAGUUGUGCGCUUUUCCCAGGCUUUUUUGCUGUGUUCCCUCUGUGAAAGGACUGGAGUUGAGGGGGUUGGUUAGAAGAAAUUCGGCUUUUCUAUUUUGUAUACUCCCAUAUGAAAUUUUUACAACAUGCACUCAUGAAUUUUGAGGUUUUUUAAUUAAAAUUUUUAAUUUCAACAUAAUAAAGAGACAUGAACAAUAUAA